CUGGGCGCGUGAAGCGGGGCUGGCGCUUGCGGCACGCGGGGCGCAUCUGAGAGGGGCUCUUCUCGGCCACCAUGCCCGGAGCGGCGGCGGCGGCGGCUCUAGCGGCCGCCUCGUCGGCCGGGGGCUCGGCGUCGCUGGCGGGGGGCUCGGCGGCCGGGGCUCUUCUGCCGCCUCAGGAGGCGGCCAAGCUGUACCACACCAACUACGUGCGGAACUCGCGCGCCAUCGGGGUGCUGUGGGCCAUCUUCACCAUCUGCUUCGCCAUCGUCAACGUGGUGUGCUUCUUCCAGCCGUACUGGAUCGGCGACGGCGUGGAGACGCCUCAGGCGGGCUACUUCGGGCUCUUCCACUUCUGCACGGGCAGCGGCUUCUCCCGGGAACUCACGUGCCAGGGCAGCUUCACGGACUUCUCGAGCCUGCCCUCGGGAGCCUUCAAAGCCGCCUCCUUCUUCAUCGGGCUCUCCAUGGUGCUCAUCAUCUCCUGCAUCGUCUGCUUCAUCCUCUUCUUCUUCUGCAACACGGCCACCGUCUACAAGAUCUGCGCCUGGAUGCAGCUGUCCUCCGCUGCCUGUCUUGUCCUGGGCUGUAUGAUUUAUCCUGAUGGCUGGGAUGCAAAAGAGGUGAAACGGAUGUGUGGUGAAAAGACAGACAAGUACACAUUGGGGGCUUGUUCAAUCCGCUGGGCGUAUAUUCUGGCCAUAAUUGGAAUCCUGGAUGCCCUGAUCCUCUCUUUCUUGGCAUUUGUACUUGGCAAUAGACAGGACAGCUUACUAGCAGAGGAACUCAAGCUGGAAAACAAAGAUGAUGGAAAUGCUUAAAACAAGCAAAGCUAGUGUGAAACUGACAAAUUUCUGCUAAGCCAAUCCUCACUAGAAUGAGCACAAAACAAAACCAAGUAACAGCUUUUGUACAUCAGCAUUAAAUGGGAAGACGCUUGGGAAGGAAGGCUGUGAUGAAGGAGAACGUUGAUGAGUGUAACAAAAAAAUAAAAAGUCUGAUUGCCGAGAGCUGCCUUCUAAACACAGUUCAGCCAGACAUGCAAGUGGUUCUCUGGAGAGAGAGAUUCGAUCCUGGGUUUACCCACCAGCUCAUUAGGAACUGUCACUGGGUGCAACAUUCAGAAGGCAUGCAUGAAAAGUCACAUAAGGGGAAUAAAUUUUAAAAGGGGGUAUAGUUGUCACUAGGUAAACAUAUUAAUAUACAUGCAUCAAGGAGGUUUGUAAAAAAAAAAUUAUUAUUAUUUCAACUGAAAAGCAAAAUCCAUUUCACAGUUAACUCAGAGAAUUCCUGUUCCGGCCACCAGGAACCAGAGAGGACAACACUUUCCAUCCAGCGCUGCAGACAAGACUCAGAGGAAAUGGCGUAAACUUUUUGACUCCACCAUUGCUGCACCUCAUUUGGCCUUCACUUUGAAACACAAUGCUUCUCGAUUCCUUGCCUACAUGUCCUCUUUACUCUCUGUGCGUAGCGACUCUGUGGCUGUUUCAGACUCGAAUUCUCAUUCUGCAAGGCUGCAAAGGCUCUGAGGUGGUGGCUCCCAAACUGCGAAAUCAUCAUGAGGAGGAAACAUGAAAACCCAUAAAGUGACGAGUGACCCAUCUCCUUCCACAAUUCUUCCGCAGGCUAUUCCAGAAAUUCAUUGGGGACCUUCUUUACCCAAUAGGUUCCUUGUAGCAUGUCUCCAUUCCCCUCCUUGCCUCCCAGUCAAAUUAUAAACUGUGGAGGGUAGAGAGCUCAGAUAAGGUAAGAUUGAGAACGGAGGUGUAAAAGAUGGGCCCAAUACAUUUUUUGUGCCUGAAGCAGACAGUCCAAAAUGUGUCUGUCGUGUGUGUGUGUGUGUGUGUGUGUGUGUGUGUGUGUGUGUGUGUUUAAGAUAAUAUUUCAAGAAAUUGCUACCCCAAAUUUGCCUCCUGAAGCAAACUCAGCCAGCUCCCUCAUGUUGAGUUGGCAGUUGGGGUAAGUGCUGCUGACGUCCAGUGGGAAGCCAUUUUGCAAAACAUUACCCAGUAAGGUUGGUAAACAAUGUAGAGUUAGUCUAGGCAUCCGAAAUGUAAGAGCUGCCGUGACGCACUUUUACCGUUUUUCUGAUCCGAGAGAAGGAAAUGGACGUUCUUUACAAAUAGCAAUGAAAGGACUGCUUGGAACGAUUAUUCCAACUAGCUCAAAGUAGACAGCAAACAGAUCUAACUCUGGGCAGCUACGUUUUCAUUGUAUCGUUGCCACACUAGGCUUUGAGGCACGCCAGUCGAAUGUGGGGAUCCAUUUGAAUGGGGGAAAUACAUAAGAGGUACAUUUCUGCUCUCAGUGAUAUUUUCUUCGGCCAAUCCAUCUUUCUGCUCCUCUGCUGCCUUUAGAAAACUUGACUAUAAGUAAUGUAUUGUCAGUACGGAUCCCUCCAUGCACAACAUCGCACAAUGCUUACUAAUUACUUAUACCUGACAGAAACUGGUAACUCUUUGCCACAGGUGGGCACUACAUCAGGAUGCGUGACUCCUCCUUUACAACUCUGGUUCACCAUUCACCACUGCAUCUAGCAUAAGAAAAACGCGCUGUAGUAGAAGGGUUUUUCGGUGGACAAGCUAGAUUUUGCAUUUUUGAAUAAAUCUGCAGAAAUCCAUUUGUGUUCAAAACUGCCUGUCUCUCUGAUUGAAAUGCCUAUGGACAUGCUAUCAAUAUAUUUAAAAGGGUUCUUUCUAAGUAAACAAUACCCCCCCACUAUCUAGGUGCUUAUGCUGCCCCCAGCACUGUAGUAUUCCAAUGAUGUGUGCUGAGUGUUUGCCAGAGGAAGCUACCGAUAACAUUGUUAUACAGCAUAAAUAGAUAUUCAUAGUGUCUCUUUCACAGUGGUGCUGUAUAAUGUGAUUCCCUCCCGAGGUUCCAAGGACAAAAUGGCUCGCCGCGGGCUUUGAAUGAAAGGUCAGUGGAAGUGCAGGGGAACUUCAUUAAUCUUGAACAGCCUGGAGGAAAUGUCUAGACAACCCAAUAUUUGGUUAAACAGGAGUAGCAUAUUUACAUAUACAUAUGUAGUCCUGUACACCUGUGGCUGCAAUGAACCUUGAUCUCUAGAUGUUCCGCCUAACUAAGGAGAUAGUAAUUAACGGCCAAAAAUGGGUGUCUCGUGUUGAGUUAUCUCCCUCUGUCAAAAGUACGACCCCUUAAUGUAUGUCCUGAUGUCAGGAUCCUCUUCCCCUACCAGUGGCAACCAACUAUUUGCAAAAUGGGGUGGAAAUACUCCAAGUCUGAUGAUACCAGGAGGACAUCAUUGAACUAGAUGUUUAAAAGGAGAAUAAAGGACAUUUUCCUUGGCAACCCAUUUCUCUCACAAUGUAUGGUUCCACCAUCAGAUUAACGGAGUCAUUAUUUGUCUGGGUCAUGUCCCACUUCUUUUUUUUCUUUACUUUUAAAUUUGUUACUACUGUUGUUAGUCUUAAAUGUUAUAACAUGAUUUGCCAUCUUAUUGCUUGCUGUGGCCUGGUGGUUUCUGCCUCAGGCUUCCAUUAGGCUCCCAUAUCAUGCUGCAGAAGAAAUGAUAUAAGUAAUAAGUAUAGCAUCGAUGAUAAAGUUAUCUCGUGUUACCCCAGAAUACAGAAUUCAGUGGGACUUGCUCCCUAGUAAGUGCAUUUAGGAUUGCAGCCUUACAGCCCAAUCCGAUGCAUGUGUUCUCAAAUGUUACUUCAGUCAGCCUUAUUCUUAAGUAAGUAUGCAUAGGACUGCAGCCUUACAUUGCAAUCCUAUAUGCGUCUACUCAGAAAUAAGGUCUAAUGCUUUCAGCAGGGCUUAUUCCCACGCUGGUGGGACUAGGGUUAUAUCCUUAGUUAUAAAAUGGAAUGUUUAGGGUUGGAAAGGACCAGAGAUUCAUCUAAUCUGACCCUUUGCACUGUGACAGAAAAACGACAGAGCCAGGGAACCCCCCCUCACCCCCUGCUGUGAGAGAAAAGCAGUAAAGGCAAAGGAGCACCAUGCCAUGAGUGCUUGAAGGGCAGUGGUAGCUAAAAUGCCCCCCCAAUGUAAACUACGACUCCUAUCAUCCCUGACCAUUGGCCAUGCUGGCUGGAGUUGAUGGAUGCUGUGGCCCAAAAGAAUUCAGCGGCAUGGCUUUGGCUACCUCUUUCUGUAGGCCAAAAAAACCCCAGAUUCCGGUGCUUAAAAGGUAAGAGUUGUUCUGAGUAUUACAGGGAAAUGCCAGAAAGGACAUCAGUCCAAACUCUGAUCAGCUGGUUCUGACAUCACACAGCAACUCUGCUGAGGUAGUACGUAAUGUGAAUGUUUGGCUUUUUGGUGUGUGGUGACCAUGAUUGUCUUUCUAGUUUGCCACACUUCCUGGAAAACCGUCAAUAUUUCAAUCACGUGUUGAACCAUGAGUCAUUGUCCAGAACAGACAACACGCCCAAAAAAGUCAUUGUCCUUCACAUCGCAGCCUCUCAAGAGCUUGAACCAGAAACCUUCCUGACCUCCUUAGCAGCAUCUUCUGCAAAGGAUAGCUGGGGUUGAGGGAUGGGGAAUCGGUCCUUUUCUGUCCUCAUAACUAUGUUUGGUGCUGUUCCUGGCUUCUCAUUAGCCUCUGGUGACCCUGACUUAAGUAUGACACCUUUCCGGUCAACUUCUGGCCCUUACCAGAGCAACUGAUCUCUUUGGAUUUGUGCUUUCCUACCUUCCGUUGCCAUACAAAGUUUUAUUCUCUGUACCUGCUUUGUCCUCAACCUCCCUCUGGUCUGUGCUUUGGUCUUAGCCUUCCAAAGAUGAAUUAUCCAGCAGUGACCAUGGCCCUCCCACCAUGUUUUUGACCAUUGUUGACUCCAGUGUUGAUUCCGCAACACCUGACAUUUCCAGAAAACUGCCACUUUUCAUGUGAUCCAAAGCUCCUUGACCUAUUGGGGCUCAUUGAAUCCCAUUACCUAGUCCUGAGAAAACUGGCCAUUGCUGACUUUGUUGGUACCAAUAUGGCGGGGUGGUCCUUAGACCCCAAUCGUGAAAGCAAAACUCGUUACUCUCUUCCGCAGAUGUUCCCACCUCUUGGCAAUCCUGUCUCUCACUGUGGCCCAGUAAUGUUAUUGCAAAAAUCUUGCAAAGCGAUGUGGGUUUUUCCAUGACCAUUUGUGUGUAGAUAUAUGCGUGUGUGUGUAUAUACAUGUACAUAAAUAUAUAUAUAUAGAUAGAUAUAUAAAGGAAACAAAACAGUUUUAAGUACAUACAUCAUUCAAUGUAAGUAGAAGUCUGUUUUCUUAAAGUGUUGACACUUUCCACCAGGUCGCCCCAUUGUAACAUGUCAAAAAGAGUUGUGGUCUUUUGGUUUCUUUGCUUUGUUUCUGUUUGUGCUUUUUUGAAAAGAAAAAACGUCAACAAAUUGUAAAGAAAUCUGUUGGAAUACCUGCCUUUCUGAAGAAACAAAGAACAAUAAUUUUUGUUACUUUAAGGUAUGCUUGUUAUUAA
Zootoca vivipara (common lizard) is the source of this 5430-nucleotide messenger RNA. NCBI's taxonomy places the organism in Eukaryota, Metazoa, Chordata, Lepidosauria, Squamata, Lacertidae. The record is from RefSeq and is a predicted model, not a curated record.